AUGACGAGAACCAUCCUGACGGACCGCAAGCACACCCUGGCGAGAGUACCUCGAGAACAUCGCAGCGGUCAAAUCUGCUCAUCCCGCCAUCACUUGCGCUCCGCCAGUAUACGGCCCUGUUCAGAAGGUUACCGUGACGAAGACAGUCACGGCUAUGAAGAGGAUGAAAUCAGUCAAAGCAACUGGUCCUGA
This is a messenger RNA of Haemonchus placei, 192 nucleotides long. Lineage: Eukaryota; Metazoa; Nematoda; Chromadorea; Rhabditida; Trichostrongylidae. The record is from the annotation of a GenBank genome assembly.